Messenger RNA from Epinephelus lanceolatus (giant grouper), 9320 nucleotides. RefSeq names its product CDK5 regulatory subunit associated protein 2 (gene cdk5rap2). The record is from RefSeq and is a predicted model, not a curated record. Gene Ontology annotation, molecular function: molecular adaptor activity. Gene Ontology annotation, cellular component: centrosome; Golgi apparatus. NCBI's taxonomy places the organism in Eukaryota, Metazoa, Chordata, Actinopteri, Perciformes, Serranidae. Gene Ontology annotation, biological process: positive regulation of microtubule nucleation; regulation of Golgi organization; centrosome cycle.
CGUUUACCAUAUCAUGAUGGCGGUAGCAUGGACUAUUUUGAAUUCCGUCCCGCUUUUCGAAGUUUACAUUAGGCCUAGUCUGUAAAAUGUCUUACUUUACCAGAGAGAAACCAGAAUAAGUGAACCUAUAACAUGGACUCCGUCGUGGGAGACGAUUUGACGCUUCCCGUUGACAUCAACGGAAGCUGCAGACUGCCAGACUCCAUAGAUGCUGGAGAUUAUUCCACAGACAGCAUGACAGCUCCGUCAUUCCCUGACAAGAUGUCCCCAAUCAAAGCUCUCACCAUGAAGGACUAUGAGAAUCAAAUCACAGCUCUGAAGAAAGAGAACUUCAACCUGAAGCUGCGCAUCUACUUCAUGGAGGAGCGCAUGCAGCAGAAAUGCGAUGACUCUACCGAGGACAUUUUCAAAACGAACAUUGAGCUGAAGGUGGAGUUGGAGUCUAUGAAGAGAGACCUGGCAGAGAAACAGGAACUACUCGUGUCUGCAUCGAAAGCAUUGGAGAGUCUGGCUGGUCGAGAAUCAGGAGAACCCCAACGUGUGAGAGAGCAAGCUCAGAGGGAGAUGGAUGCACUUCGGGAUGCAUUCAACAAAAGGAUAGCUGACCUAGAACAGAGUCUGCGAACGGCAGAGGAAGAGGUUGACAAGAUGGCAGCCAUUGCUGAGCAGGAAAAACUUAAGAAUAUUACAAUGGAGAAGCAGUUCCAAGCCCUGGGUCCACUGAGUGCCUUUACCCCUGGUCCUGUCCCCAGCCCAGUCCAAGACCUGCAGCAGGCUCUGCAGGAGAAAGACAAUGUCAUCGAGCAGCUCAAGAUUGCUUUAAAGAACCAGGAAGCUGUGAUCCAUCAGAAGAAAAGCGCAGACCAAGAGACUGAUGCACCAUCAGCUGACUGUGUUAAACAGCUAUCUGAUCUCAUUGCUAAGAAAGAUGAGGAACUUGAGGCACUGAGGGAUGAGCUACAUAAAGAGAAGGACAAAACAACACCAGACCAUCAGCAGAAUGAGGUUAGCCGAUUGGAGUCCCGCAAUAAGCUGCUGACUGAAGAGCUCACCCAGAUAAAAAGCACCAAUGAGAACCUGACUAAAACACUGGAGGACACCCAGAAUCAAAACAAGACCCUGCUGGGGAAGCUGGAGGAGAAAGAGAAUGAACUCAACUCUGAGAAGAAAAAUGCUCUCAAGAGAGACAAAACAAUCCAGGGGCUUACUCAGGUCUUCAAGGAAAAGGAACAAGAGAUUGCAGAGCUGUGUCAUGAGAUUGAGGACAGGGAUGACGCCUUGGCCAAGGCUAGAGAGGCAGCACAUAAAGCCCAGCUGCAGAAAUACCAGGGAGCAGAGGAGCACCAGAAUCUAUUAAUGGCAAAGCAAACAGAGCUUGCCCAGCUCCAGGGGGAACACCAUGCCAAGGUGCUUGAAGCCCAAAAGCUACAGCGCAGCCUUGACAGGAAGGAGCAAGAGUUGGGUGACUUGCAGCAGGCGAAGGACCAGCUAGAGGUGGAACUGGAGGACCUGCAACAGCAGAAGAAAAAGGGAGACAAGGCCCUCAAUGAUCUGAACAAUCAGCUCAAAAAGCUGAGUGGUGAGAUCGGGGACAGGGAGAGUGCUCUGGAGCAGCAGUACCAGGAGCUGCUGGAUCAAACCAAAAGAAAAGUGCAGGCCCAUGAGGUCACCAUCCAGCGGCUGACGUCCACUCUCGCAGAUAAAGAGCAACAGCUACAGGAAUACAUAAACAUGGUGAGAGACUUUGAGCAAAGCAAAAGUCCGGGAGGAAACGAUAAUGUGCUUUCCAAGCUGCGGCAAAGGCUGAAAGAAAAGGAGAGGGCUCUGGAGCAAGCACUGGAUGAGAAGUUUGCUGCCAUUGAGGAGAAAGACAAUGAGAUACAUCAGCUGCAGCUGUCUUUAAGGGAGAAGGAGAGAGACCUGGAGAGGCUCAAUAAUUUGCUCUCUAACAACGAGGAAACCAUUAAUAGUUUUGACAGUCUGAUCAAGGAGAAGGAUGUGGAGCUGCAGCAUCUUUCAAACACACUAAAGAACCUGCAGAGAGCCAAGCAGGAUGUAGAAGAUAACUUGAACAGAUCACUGAGGGAGAAGGACUCCAUCAUCAGCCAGCUACAGCGCUCCCUGGAGGGGAAGACAAAGGAUCUGGAUGAAAUGGCUGAAUCAAUGCUGAGCCAGUCGCAGACUCAUGCACGUGACCUUGCUGAACAGAUGGGCCAGAGGUUAAAGGUCACAGAGGCUAUGUUGGCUGAGGCUGUGAAGGCCAGGGAAAGGCUGGUUGCUGACAAUGAAAAUGCUGUGGAAGGACUGUUGGCUACAAUCAGCAGCAAGGAUCAGCUCCUCAAGGAGUCUGCUGAGCACUACAACCGCAUGCUGUCUGAACGCACUCAAGAGAUUCAGGAACUGAGAAAGCAGCUGUCUGACAAGCACCAGCAGCUCUCCACUGCUGAGAAGCAAAGCUCCACAACAGCCCAGGAGGGUUAUUUAGAGACGGCAGAGCUCAGAGCCCAGCUCGCUGAAAAAGAAAGCCUCAUCAAUAAGCUUCUGCAGCGUGGUCAGGAGAGAGACCAGUUUCUGGCAGAGAUGAGGCAGAAGGAGGAGCCGGAUCAUGUGUUGGAGCUCAGACAAACUAUCCAGAUCAUGCAGGAAAAGUUGGACGAGAGGGAAGCUGAGCUGUCCAGGAGGAACAGUGAAGAUAAUGUGGAGAACAUUUCACUCUCCAAGAAGACAGUCGUCGUCCUGAAGAAAGAGCUUGCACAAAAAACUGAGGCAUUAAAUAAAGCACUGAAGAGGGAGAAUGAGCUGAAGAUUUCUUUGGCAGAGCUACAGUCAUUGCUAUCUGAGCUCGAGGGUCGCAAUGAAGGACAGGCUGCUAAUAUCGAGUCCCUGACUGCCACUCUGAAGACCAAGGAUGAAAUUAUAGAUGUUCUCCACCAGCGCCUUGGUCAUAGAGGGGACAGCCGGGCUGAUCAUACCCAGGAUCAGAUCAUUGGCUCUGGCAUGGAGAGAUCACUCCCUGGGCUUCCUCAGAGAGAGAGAACCAUGAUUGGUGGUGAUAGCCAGCAAGAAGCUUUGCCCAACCUUAUGGCCUUGCAACAGGAGCAUAAUGCUCUGAACAGAGCACUGAGAGCUGAACAACAGCUCUACUCCAGCCUGGUUAGGACUGUUAAGGAGCAGGACAGCGCCCAGCGUCUCCAUGCUCUGCAGCUGGAGCUGACAGCAGUGCAGCUCCUCAGGCAGCAGCUAGAGGAGAGCAUCAAAACUAAUGAGGAGCUAAGGGACGACUUGGAGAGAGAGAUACACAGAGCCAAACUCAGAGAAGGUAUGGACCUGAUUGACCCUAAAGAACUCGAGAGCAUGAGACACCAGCUUGAAGAUGCACAGCGCUGGAACGCCUCUCUGCAGGCUCGUUUAGGAGCCAUACAGAACCGUGGAGGAGGAGUCGGUGGAGCCAAUGAUGGUGGUGACACUUUGAGUUUCAUUGGAGAUCAGACUUCCUACAUGAGUAUCUGUGUGGGAGAGGGGCAGGAUGACAGUUUGUCUCUACUGUCUGCACAGGAGCUCAAGCAGAAGGUGCUGGAGCUGCAGGACUGUGUCAGCAGACUGCAGACUUUAAACAAUGAGCUGCAGAACCGUCUGUCGUUACUGGAGAAGUCAGACCAUGAUGCAUACAACAAGGAAGACAAAGAGGUGGCCAGCAGUACCCCCUUGAAACAGCAGCUUGAGAAGACGCAGCUUGUGGUUCACGGUAACAGGACUCAUCACUAUGGUCAGGAUAAACAGAGUCAGACAGACAUCAAACUUGGACAGAUGUUGUCUGGAAGGCUGUUUGGUGAUAUGGACAGUGGCUUUGGCCAGAGUAGAGAGCAUGCUCACUCUAGCAACGACACCUUAGACACUGGAGACAAAGAUUCGAGGCAGAGGAACACAGAUUUAAUGGCACUUAAAUCCCUGCUGACUCAUUGUGGGGCCACAUCAGUCUCGCACCUAAGGGAGGAGCUGCUCAAACUUCGAUCAGAAAAUGUAGAGCUGCGGGGUCUCCUGAAAGAACAAAAAUCUACUGAGUGUAAAGAGAAAGAGAGCACAGACACCUCAGGGAGCAGCAGCGACGGACAGGCUGAAUUGAGAAAGAGUGCGGAAACACUGCAGGCUGACUCAAAAGGUCACUCCAAGGUCAUCAAUCUGUCACAGGAGAAGGGAGAGAAGAACUCACAUGAGGUGUCAGAUGGGGAGAGCCCUGCCACCACUGAGCUAAUUGUCAGCACCACAGAGGGAAAGGAGAGUCCAAAAACCAAAGACCAGUCACACAGCAAGAGUGCAAAGCAGCAUGUCGCAAGGCAUGGGGUCAGUGGUAAAUCUCGCCUCCCGGUCCCUGUGAGGCUGAGAGAGGAGGCUGGCAGCAGCAGGCAGGCUGUGAGCUCUGACCAUCUCAAACAUGAUGCACUUCAGCACCUUCAUUUGGAUGGUGUAUAUGGGUCUGACCAGCAGCUGCAUCCAGACUCUGACUCCCCCAUGUCACCCCAGCUCAGCACUUCCCCUUCUUCCACACUUAGAUAUGCACAUUGCACAGGCAGUCCAGUCGGGUCAGACAAGGGCUCUGAAGCUGGAGCAACACUGGAUCACACCCAGCCUGAAUCCGCACUUUUCACUCAGCUGGAGCUUCUCCACCAGGAGUGUCAGGAGAAGGAGAGCCUGAUCAAUAAGCUAAGCGAGCAGCUAGCAGAUUGGGAAGAGCUCCACGCUCAGCUCCGGGAGAAGGACCGGCUCAAUCGCCAGUACGCCGAGGCCUUACAGGCCGCAGAAUCCACCAUUGCUUAUCUGACUGCCUGCAGUCUGGACAGCCAGGGUGGAUUUGGGUCACACACCAGUGCGUGUGCAGGUUCUGGCUGUGUGGGUUCAGAUUCUGUCUUUUACAGCAGAUGCAUAGAGCUGCAAAAGGCCCUGCAGGAGAAGGAGGAGCUCAACAACCAGCUUGUAGAGCUUUUGAGCAUGGCAGAGAAAGCCAUCGCCUCCCUUGAGAGCCAAGAAAAGAAUCCAGAAAUCAGUGAUUUAUAUUUGAAGAUAGACACAGCUUUACAGCAGGUUAAUGUGUCUUCAAAUGAACAGAGCCCAAGGGGUGUUUUUGGAGGCACAGAGGACUCUGUGCAGGAGUCACAACGACACACAGACUCUUUGCAGGAGGCACUGUGGCAACAGAGGAGGCUUAAUGCAGAGCUGCAGGAAAAACUAAGAGCUACAGAUGAUGAUGAUGCUCAGCUUGGCUAUAACAGAGACCAGAAUGGUAAAUGCUCAAGGCAGAUGACAUUAGAAUCACUUCAGGAAAAGGAGUCAAAGGGAGAUCAGGGCAAAAUGGGAAAUUCUGACAAUGUCACUUUAAACCAGGAGGUCAAAGUUCUGAUGAACUGCCUUAGUGCAGCAGAGUCUGCCGUUGCCUCUCUGGCAGCACACUGUACAAACACCAGCUCCUUGGCCCCUGGUAGAUCUUCACAGACUAACCCUGACCUGCACAUGAAUUUAGACAAACUUCAGAGAGCCCUGCAAGAGAGGAAGGAACUUGGAGAAUCCACCCAGCCAGCCACCCAAUCCAGUGGCAAGCAGUCAGCUGCUUCAUUGGGACAGCUUCACCAAGAGCUCCAUAAUGACCUCUGCCGCCUCUACAAAGUCUUUAGUGAUCGAUCUCAGAGGAUGUCUGAACUCCAGGCUUCCCUGCAAGAAGAGAGGGGCCGUAGAGAGGAGAGCGAGGUCCACAGGACAGUGCAGGAUGUCAAGGGACUACCACCGAGUGUUCAGGUCCAACUGGAGACUCUCCAUAAGGCACUGAGGGAGAAGAAGAAAGCAUGUAAAAACCUGGAGGAGAAACUAGCCACUGCUCUCACAUCCCCUGAAACUGCACAGAGAGCUCUGGAGCAGGAUGACAAAGGCGUGCAGGUGGAUUUGCAGGACCUGGGUUACGAAACCAGUGGCAAGAGUGAGAACGAUAGGGAAGAGAGCAGUAGCACAGAUCUGGAGGUUGGCGUGAACCCUAGUUGCAGUGCCUCUAGCCUGCCUUCCCAACACGAGCAGGCCACCUUCUCCUCGACUGAAAACCUGGACUCAACCUCCAGCACCCCGUACCCAAGUUCCCCAGCUCUCAGCUCUGCCAAGGUCAGCCUGAAAAGCCUGCAGAUCUAUGAUGAGUACGGUGUUUCCAAGGACCCUCUGCAGCUGCAGGGACAAGUCCGAGAGCUGAAGGUUCAGCUGGAAAACCAGACCAAACUCAUCCUCCAAAUGCAAAGUCUUCUGCGUAGGAGCUCUCUGGCCAGUGAUCUAGUUGCCAACACCUCUGAUCCCUUGGCCAUCAAGGAUCAGGAAGGGACACAGCGGGAGGACCAUGGCCAAGAUAGGAGCAACAGAAGUGGGCAGCUAAGGGAGAAAAAGGAAGGUGACAACCAUGCAAUGAAGGAUAAAACCAGUCGUCUGAAUGUGGAGCUGGAAAGGGAGAGCACACUGAACAGAAGCAUGAGCGAUCAGCUGCAGCAGACCCGCAGCCGCUCCACGUCACCAGCAAGACUGGACUCCCUGGUUCAGUCGCAGGCCAGGGAGCUGUCACAACUAAGGCAGCAGAUCAAGGAGAGUCGCAGGCUUGGAGCCCUGCAGCGUCGGCAGCUUGACGAGCUGAGCAAGGCCUUCAAGGAGCUGCUGCAGGCCGGAGAAGUCGAUUACUACAAGGGGGAGGCGGUCAAAGAGCAGCUGGACAAGAGCCUGACCAUUCUGGACAGGCUGGAGGGACGGCUGGACAAAGGAGAUUCUCGUCUGGAUAAUGAGGACGUGGUGGCCCUGGAACUGUCUCGCAGGUUGGCUAAAGAGCUGCAGGAGAAGAACCGUCUGAUCCAGAGCCUGCAGAGCCAGUUCAAAGGCCAAAGUCCCAGCAGCCACCACAGCUCUCACUCUGAUCUGUACCCCUCAGACAGGACCUCUUCCUCCUGCCACAGCAGCCCAACCACACAAGGAGGCAAUCAAGCCCAUAGCCAGCGACACCCAACUGAUUGGACGGGAGCAGCUGUCACUCCUGUAGGAGGAGCUCAGGAGGAAGGUGUGUCUGGUCUCAGGGACACUGCCAGCAGACUGCAGGGCCUGCAGAGGGAGAACGGGCGACUGCAGGAGCAGCUAAGGGAUAGCGAGGACCUCAACGCCACCCUGCGCAGUGAACUGGACCUGCAUCGCUCAAUUAUGGCCCAGACCAGCUCCUACCAUCAGGAAAAGGAUCACAGCCAUGACCUGGAUGGAUCAGGGCCGCAGAUAGAUACACAUAAAGGAGACCGAGACACUGGCUCACUAAAGAACGCUGCUGAACAGCCUCGCGUGAUGAAUUCAGACUUGCUGGCAGAACAUCUGCAGGAGAUCCGAGCUUUGCGACAGCGCCUGGAAGAGAGCAUCCGCACCAACGACCGUCUCAGGGAACAGCUGGAGAAGAGACUAGCAGAGGUGGAGAAAGACCCAGCAGCCACCAACAUCUUCAUCCAUGGCAACGAGGAGCAGGGUCAGCUGGCCAAUGAGGUGCGAUUCCUCUGGGGACAAAACCAAGCCCUGAAGGAACAGCUUAGCCUGGGAUCUAGAGAUAAGCAGAAGGAGAACGAGAAGCUACGGGAGACUCUGGCCAGGCGGACUGCCAAACUGGAGCAGAGCAGGAGGGACUGCGAAGCUCUGAGGCAAGAAAACAGUCGACUGCAGGAGAGGCUGGAGCACAGCAGCCAAGAAAACUCACAGCUGCAGGAGUCACUGCACUACAGCAAGGAGGAGCUGCACAGGUUGCAGUGUGAGGUAAAGCUCCAGAGGCAGCAGCUGUCUGACUCCCAGCAUCUUCUGCAGUCACUGCGGGUAGAGCUUCAAGUCUAUGAAAAGAUCAAGACUGACACUCACAAACACAACGAAUCCAGUGAAACGACCCCAGGGCCUGUCUCCGUCCCUUCCUCCGGCUCAGUGGACCUGAGCGAGCUGCUGUUGGAGAUCAGACACUUGAGGCUGCAGCUGGAGAGGAGCAUCCAAACUAACACGGCACUACGACAGAGACUGGAGGAGCAGCUGCUCAGAGGACAGAACCGCUCAGAAACCAUCAACAUCAACUAUCUGCUGUCUUCUCCAGAUGAGGGAGGCAGGUCACCAGGUCGUGAGGGCUGCGAUCCUGUCCGUCACUCUUUUCAGAGCCACAAUGAGCAAACCAGUUUCCUCCAUGAUGAGAAACGUCGUGCUCAUUCAGAGGUGGAUGGUGGGUCAGUUGGCAGCAGCUCUGGCGACAGCGUCUCUGGUGGUCCCUCUCGUCUGGUGCCAGGACACCGGAUGUGGGCCAAUCGCAACGGCCGGCAUAUUUUGGGUCUGAUUGAGGACUAUAAUGCCCUCCGUAAGCAGAUCUCAGAUGGACGGAAGCUGUCACACAGCAUGGACGCACAACUGCAGGAGAGUCUGCACACACUCGAACAGCAGGGCUCAGACAACAAGGUUACAGAACAGCAGCACCUGAAGAGUUUGUCUAGCAGCAUAAACACAAUGCAGCACGUGUUAGAGGAGGCUGGUCGACUGCUCAAACUGGUGUGGAGAGUCUCUUUGCCAGCCGGUAUAACAGCAGGGGACGGCAUCAGCAACCAGCAGGAUGAGUUGCUGAAAAAUGAGAUAGCCAGACUGAAGAGCCGGCUGUCACAGCAGGAGAGGAUGCUGAGUGGAGCUGUCAAACGCCUCCGAACAACCAACCAGCUCAAAGAGGGAAUGGAAAGAGUCAUCAUUGAUCAGUUGUAUCUAACCCAUGGAGUGCUGAAGAAAGCCAGGGGGAAUUUAGAGACUAAUUACUGCACCCUCUUUGGCCUGAAAGGCCUGUCUGGAGGACCAGACGAAGGAGGUCCCAGUCAAUGGCCAGUAGGGGACACUACAGACCCUCAGCCCGAACAGAUAAGUGUCCCUGUUUCUCGAGAGGCUGCAGACCGACACUCUGAAUCCUCAGAGGAUCGCAACAGUGAGACCUCUUUACACUGCAGCUACUAAACUUGCUGUUUCAAUGCCCUACACUGCUUUUGAUAAUGUAGCUACCUAAUCUUCAUCAGGCCUGAUCCCGGCUUUCUGUCCUGCUGUAAAACUGUCACCUUAUUCUCCUGAUAUCAAAGCCUUUUUGUACUAUACUUGCACAUGACCUGCCUUUAAUUUGAUUUUAGGUACUGAAGUUGUAAAAGUUUCUUUCUUUUAAAAGAAAUGCUUUGUAAAUAGUAAUUCCUGCAAUUUAAAUAUUUUUCCUUUUAUUCUUUUUAUAUGAUGCAUAUAAGAACAUGAAAAUGUAUUUUAUUACUGAAUUAUUGUUU